AUGGCCAACGACGAUUUGAUCCACAAGCUUACCUGGUCACCGGCCGCACUGUCCAAAGAACCGUUAAGCAUUGCACAUGUGGUGUUUGUGGUCGCGGACAAGGAGAGCGAAAGCUUAUCUGUGUACCAGAGGCAGCUUGUCAACGAGGGUAUCACCACUUUCGUUACCGAUGAUGCAAUGAAGAUUGACCCCUUGAUAACCCCGGGGACGAUUGUCGUCUAUAUCCCACCCACGGCUAAGAGUAAGAAUGAGAUAUACGCGGCCGCGAGUCAGGCGUGCACCGGCUUGAUAAGCGUUGCACAACAGCUCAAUCACCGCAUCAUUUCCGCUAAGAGCGAGACAGUUAAGCUUUUCUCCAUCGUUCCAUUGGACCGGGGCAUAGGCGACCUCGUGUACGCUCCACUGCAGGGCUUGUCGCGGGUGUUGAAGACUGAAAUCCCAGAGAUUUUUGGCGGCCUGUUCGAGGACGACCGCGGGGUUUUCCCGUUGUCCGCAGUGAAGUACGCACAGGGCUUCGAUGUGGUCAGAGUCUGCGAAGGCGAAGCACGGGUCGCUUAUCUUCAACCCUUUACGGAUGAUGAGCCUAGUGAUAAGAAGGGACUUCAGCUACAUGCAAACAGCUCCUACCUGAUCACAGGAGGCACCGGAGGUAUAGGACUGGCAACAGCAACUUGGCUGGCGCAGCGAGGCGCUCGGAACAUAGUACUUGUGUCCCGCCGUGGCCUUCCACCAAGCACUGACAGCAAGCCAGUUGAGGCAAAUAGCGCGGACCCAAUCUCGCGUAUUGCCAAGCUCAAGGCUGUGGGCAUUUUGGUACAUGUGCUGGCUGUUGAUAUCAGCAAGCCCAACGCUGAUGUGACACUAAGCCAAGCCAUUAACGACUUGGGUAUUCCACCGAUAAAGGGAGUCAUUCACGCAGCCGGUACCGCGGGUUACCAUACGCUGACACGAUGCACUCCUACUGAUAUUGCGGACAACUUAGCGCCGAAAGUGAUCGGCAGCUUGAAUCUAGACUCACUCUUCCCACCCAGGACUCUGGACUUCUUCGUAUUCACUUCUUCAGUUGGACAGCUUGUCGGAUUUCCAGGACAAUUGGCAUACGCGCCCUCCAAUGCCUUCCUGGACGCACUGGCAGCCCACCGAAGGCGCCAGGGUGAUAACAGCAUGGCUAUCUUAUGGACUGGCUGGCAGGGAACAGGCGUCUGGGAUCAGAACAAGGCAGCAAUGCGAAGGCUCAACAAGGCCUCAAUUUCGAGGGGAAUUGCAGACAUCAGUCCGGACGAGGCAUUUGCGGCGUGGGACCACAUAGCCAGCCUUAAGAGUGACCACGCAGUGGUGGUGCGCGUUUUGGAACUCGAGGCUGAUGAGCCCGUACGACAUCCUAUGCUCAAAUACAUCACUCCCCGCAAACAAGCAUAUCAAUCUACCACUAUGGAUUACAAGGAGUACCCCGAGCAUGCAAUCGCGGUGAUAGGCAUGGCUUGUCGUACAGCUGCUGGAAAUACGGAGAAUGAUCUCUGGCAGGCCAUCCUGGAGGGCAAGAGUAUAGUGCGCGAGGUAGACGAGAAGCGGUUCCCCGGUGUGGUUCGCGAUGGCAAGAUGUGGGGAAGCUUUAUGUCUGAUAUCGACACAUUCGAUCAUCAAUUCUUCCAGAGAUCCAAGCGGGAAGCCGCUGCUUCAGACCCGCACCAGCGAGUGCUCCUUGAAACUGCGUACCACGCACUAGAAUCGGCGGGUUACUUCGGACCGGGCCAGCAACAGGGAGAAACUCACGACCCAGAUAGCCACACAACUGGCUGCUUCAUCGGAAUGAGCGCUCCUGACCACAUCUUACAUUUGGCGAGCAACCCCCACUCACCUUACACAGGACUGGGCAUGAUGCGAUCAUUUGUGGCUGGCCGAUUGAGUCAUUACUUUGGUUGGACAGGACCCUCACAUACUAUUGAUACAGCUUGUUCAUCUGCUAUGGUUGCUAUUCACCAAGCCUGCCGUGCUAUUCAGGGUGGUGAGUGCACGCAGGCCGUCGCGGGUGGUGUCCAUCUACUUUUGAACAUGGAAAGCUCCGACGCACUGCGUGCCAGCGGGUUCACCAGCGAAACUGGGACCUGCAAAGCGUUCGACUCGCGGGCUGAUGGGUAUUGUCGUGGGGAGGGCGUUGGCGUUGUCAUAUUGAAGCCUUUGGCACGGGCCUUACAAGAUGGGGACAACAUCCAAGGUGUGCUACUAGCCACCGGUAACAACCAAAACAUCAACAACACCAGCAUCACCAACCCUGCUUUGGCGAGCCAGGUGGCGUUAUACAAAGAUGUGCUACGACGCGCUGGAGUCAAGCCAGCAGAUGUCUCCUAUGUCGAGGCUCACGGAACGGGCACGCGCGCCGGCGAUCCUGUCGAAAUCCAGGGUAUUCGGGAGAUAUUCGGUGGGAAGGAUAGACCAUCAAUCUUGAAUAUUGGUGCGGUCAAGGCCAACGUGAGCCACGCUGAAGGAGCUUCGGGAGUGGUAUCUUUGAUCAAGCUACAUGCAUUGAACCCAAAUAUUCCAGCCCUUGAGCCUGAUCGAAUGGCUAUCCCGACGUCUCCGAGCGAAUGGCGCGAUAAUAAGCGCCUCGCCGUGGUCAAUAAUUACGGCGCUUCGGGCAAUAAUGCUAGCGCUGUUGUUGCGCCGCCGCCUCGUCAGCCAUCUUCGGCAUCGCCAACGAUCCCAUCUGCCUCUACCUGGCCUGUUUUCAUUUCCGCUGCUUCACGUGCCAGCCUAUUGGCGUAUUGCAAUACAUUGAGUCGCAAGAUUAUCGAAGAAUUACCUGCUCCUGAGUUGUUCCCUCACCUGUCUUUUGCUUUGGCGACGAGGCAGAACCGUCAGCUCCGACAUCUCUUCUGUACAUUAGCGACUUCAUUGAGCGAUAUACAAUCCCAGCUUUCCGACCCGGACAAGCAUAUUGUUCCCUCAGCACAACCAAAGCCUGUCGUGCUCCUCUUCAGUGGACAGAACGGUGAUACCGUGCCUUCAGUCGGACCACUAUAUGAGAGCAGUCUGUUAUUCAGAACACAUCUGCACCGAUGCGAGGAUGUGAUGCAGUCGCUUGGGCUCCCCAGUCUUUUCCCGGUUAUCCUUCAAGGAAUCCAAGGUGAAGCUGAUCUCAUCCUCCGGCACAUUAGCAUGUUCGCGAUUCAGUACUCGUGUGGAAUGUCAUGGAUUGACUCUGAAGUAAAGCCAAAGGCUCUUUGCGGUCACUCCUUCGGCCGUGCAGCUAUUAUCCAGGAGCUCUGGGGCGAUGACACCGGCUCCAUGGUAGCAAUCGAAGCUGAUCUCGUCAGUUCUAACACAACCCCAGAAAAACACUUAGAGCCGUUCUACACGAUCCACCCAGACAUUAAGCUGGACAUAGCGUGUUACAAUGGGCCCAACAAUUAUGUUGUUGCUGGUCCCACUAAAUACAUCGACCACCUCGAAUCAUAUCUAGUCGAGAAGAAAGCCAGCGGCGAAAAGAUCCGAUUCAAGGUCUUGAGAGGCAUGUAUGCGUACCAUUCCAGCAUGGCAGACACGAUCGUCGAUGAGUGCGCUAAGCUAUCGGCUUCAAUUGAGUUCCAGGAGCCAAAAUAUCCCUUUGAAUCCUGCCACAAAACCGCUUCGCCGAGUCCUAGACCUAACGUAGUCGCCCGCAACACCCGUCAGCCUGUAUAUUUUGGCCAAGCGAUGACACGCAUAGUCGACCGUCUGGGUGCGUGUACAUUCCUGGAAGCCGGCGUAAAUGGCCCCAUAGUCGCAAUGGCUCGGAGCGCGUUGCCACAGGCCCCGGCCCAAGGACAUCACACCUUCCUGGGCAUCAAUGGGAGGGAUCUUGUGCGAUCACUUGCCGAUGCCACGGUCACGUUGUGGAAGACCGGGCAGUCAAACGUGCAGUAUUGGCUUUUCCACCGUUGUCAGCGGACAAGCUAUCGGCCUGUGGCCCUGCCAGCCUAUCAUUUUGAAAAGCACAGGCACUGGCUGGAGUACAAAGGUCUGUCUGGUGGUAGAGAUAACAAGACUGGAGGGAAUAUGCCAGAACAUCCCGCUGUUUGUCCUCAUUGUCAGAAAGAUACAGCGGAUCGUCCGUUCAUAAGGCAAGACAAGCCUCACACCGAGAAGCCGGGCGAGUCGGUUUUCACUAUCGACAUGCACAGUAGGCGCUAUCAAGACCUCGUCAAGGGCCACGUCGUGGUCGGGACCGCGAUAUGUCCAGCCUCGGUGUAUUUGGAACUGGCUGCACAUGCUGUUUCCAUAUUAUCGAAUAAUAAGAUAACGUCCAGCAUAGUGGUAGACGACAUACACUUUAAGGCGCCCUUGAGUUUGGAUACGCAGCGCUCCGUGAAGCUGACACUGACAAACAAGCGACAGUACACGUGGGGCUUCGGAUUCACCUCCGUCAAGAAUGAGAGGUCAAUCCUGCACGCUAUUGGAAGCAUCUCACUCAGAGAUAACAGCAGUAGAAAGGCUGAUGAAGAAAAAGAAAAGAAAGACAAGUGGACCCGCAUGAUAAACCUACUCGAUAAUGAUCCCGACACAGACGCUUUGCGCGGUGCAAUGGUAUAUAAAGUAUUCGGUAAUAUGGUGAAGCAUGCAGCUGCAUACCGCGGCUUGCGGCAUUUGGUUGGAAAAGGCACCGAGGGCGCAGCGGACAUCUCCAUACCGGUGAACGAACUCAAUACCGUGGCCAGAACACCCAACAACAACGUUGUUGAUGCUCUCGUGAUGAACAACUUCCUCGAAGUCCCGGGUGCAUAUAUAAAUUGCUUACACGUCUUUGCUGACGAGGACGACAGCAAGGCUUAUAUUUGUACGAGCUUGGGGUCUGUUGGCCCACUAAAUAAACUCCCUGAAGGCAGAUAUUACAGGGUAUAUGCGCAGAUUGUCCGGCAAAGCUCCAACGAGGCUAUAUUGGAUGUAUUGGCCUUUGAUGCACAGACGAUGGAAUUAGUCUUGUCUGCCAAAGACAUCAAAUUCUCAGGGAUCUCCACCAGCACGUUGACCAAGUUACUGGCCGGCGCGGAUCCCAGCUCAACGGUCAACGGUCACACUGACCCAUCACAAGUUGCUGAAACACCUGGGUCCAAGCAGCCAACAAAAUCAAACCCUGGGACAUUAAGCCAGACCCUUGAUGUUCCUGUCGCAGAAGUUAGCAAGGGUGCCUCGCUCGAGGAGCUUGGUGUCGACUCGCUAAUUAGCUCAGAGAUAUUGGCCAGUAUCCAUGAUGCUCUUCAAGUCGAUAUCUCCGUCGAGGAUUUUGCUGCAGCUACAGACGUUGCCUCGCUAUGUGAGUUGAUCUCUGCCCGGGUAGGCAGCGACGCGACCAAUACGGGAGGCCAGGACGAUCAAGUUCUUCUGGAGCCAGAACAUGUCUCAGAGACUGCUAAAGAUGAGAACCUUGACUGGCAAAAGGCCGCUAUCGAGAUACUUGGUCGGUCUCUCGAUGUACCUGUGGCAGAUAUUCAGAUGGGCUCCCAGCUUGAGGAGCUCGGCGCCGAUUCGCUUAUCGCUGCGGAGAUAGCCAGCAACAUCAAUGAGGCACUGGAUUUGACUAUCUUGUCGCCCGACUUUGCUUCUUUGACAGAUGUGAAGUCCUUCUGUGAUCUUAUCGCACAUGUUUCGGGACGCGUGCCAACGCAGGCCGCUACUGUAUCUGCAUCAGAAAAUACCAAUUUUGCGAUGAAUAACGGGGUAACUCGCAACGGCCAUUCAACCACUGCAUUUGAGGACAAUAGCCAGAUACCAACGAAGGAUAAUACAGAGCUGACCCAUGCAGUCUUCCAGAAAGUUCGCCGCCGCUUUGAUUCUCAUGCAAAAGAGGUCAAACUGGCAGGCUUCUGGGACAAUGUAUAUCCACGGCAACUAACCAUUGUGACAGCCUACAUCAUCGAAGCCUUUGAGAAACUGGGGUGCCCUUUCAAGAAGUUCAGUCAUGGAGAAAAGCUCCCUUCAUUACAGGAAACGUUGCCGAGGUACCAAAGAGAGGUAUCGCGGCUAUGGGAGAUAUUGGAAGAAGCUGGCCUUGUCGAGAAGCACUGUGGUACUUCUAUACGGGGUCCCGUGCCUCACGUACAAGAUAAAUCAGCCAAGGAGCUGAGCACUGAUCUCUUUUCGAACUAUCCUCAGUACACAUCAACACAUGAUCUACUGGACCUGCUCGGACCGCAACUAGCUGAGUGCCUCACCGGGAAAGCUGACGCCGCAUCUAUCCUAUGCGUUAAUGAUAAGGGCAAGGAGCUUCUUGAGAGCUUCUAUGCCAACGACCCUGGUCUCCUUGCGGCCAAUCGGGUGCUCAGCGACUUUUUCUCCACAACCAUGAAGGCUAGAGCAUCCGGCGAACCCUUCCGUGUGCUCGAAAUUGGCGCUGGGCUUGGCAGCGCCGCCAGGCAUCUCCUCCCACAGCUUCAAGCCAGCGGCGUGCCUUUUACGUACACAUUGUCUGAUUCUUCUGUGGCAUUGCUGGAGCGUUCCAAAACGACAUUACAGGACAUCGAAGGAUUGGAGUUCCGCCAGUAUAACAUCGAGGAAGACCCCCAUGUGGACCUGCUGGGACGCUACCACGUCGUGAUAUCUAACAGCUAUGCUCAUGCGACGCGCGACCUGCAGAACAGCCUAGUUAAUAUCCGAAAGUUGGUGCGGCCCAACGAUGGAUGCGUGGCGCUGAUAGAGGCAACGCAAAAGCUGGCCUGGUACGACCUCGUCUGGGGCUUGCUGGAUGGGUGGUGGCUUUUUGAUGAUAACCGCACACACGCAUUGCAAAGCCCCUGGGCAUGGAGAAGUGCCCUGCAUAAUGCCGGGUUCAAACACGUUGACUGGUCCGAAAGCUCUAGUCGUGAGUCCCGUACUUUUCGGGUGAUCUGCGGGAUGACAGCUGAACCGGAGAGGAAAUGCCCGGCCGAGGCAACCUCCAUGCUUUUGCACCGAGGGACUUCUGCGUCUGGAAAACGGAAUCUUUUCCUGGCCCCAGACGGUUUUGGUUCUGGAGCCGUGUUCGGCGGUUUGGGGCCAUUGCUCGGUAGCGUUAGGAACGUUUCUGUCUACGCCCUCAAUAGUCCCUUCAUGCAUAGUAAGCCUGAUCCGGAUCAGCCGCUAGCCAUUGAGGAGCUCGCCGCAAUCUACGCAAGCGAAAUCAAGCGCCGACAGCCUGAGGGCCCAUACCUGUUGGGCGGGUAUUCUGUCGGUGGCGUGUUGGCCUUCGAGGUGGCACGACAACUUCUCGAAGACGGCAACCACGUCGAGAAAUUGUUUCUGAUCGACACUGCAUGUCCGACAUUCGUCCGUUACUUCCCAGACGCUCUGGUCAAGUUUCUAGAUUCCAUCGAGCAAGUGCGCGUGGGGAAUGGCAGUGAGUUCCGACCAAACCGCCGAGGCCGAUUGGUGGCGAAUGAUCACUUCUUCUUGGCCCGGCAGCAGAUGCGAGCAUAUCAGGUGCGCAGGCUACCUGGACGAAAGAUGCCGCAGGUGGUACUGAUCUCCGCGAAAGAGGGUGCGGACAAGCAGGAAGGAGUGACUCGCCCGGCGUUCCUACCGGAAGACCAGAAGGCCGUGGACUGGUUUCUGAAUGAUCGUACCGACGAGGGAUGUUUUGGCUGGAACGAAGUUCUGGACAAUAUAAAGGUGGUACGGGCCGACGGUAACCAUUUCACCAUGAUGUUGCCCUCGAUAAUCAGUGGAUGGGGCGCGGAUCUCGCUAGGAUGUUGGACGAAUAAG
Aspergillus piperis CBS 112811 is the source of this 7714-nucleotide messenger RNA. RefSeq lists its product as uncharacterized. The record is from RefSeq and is a predicted model, not a curated record. The transcript is spliced from 7 exons. Bases 1 to 7713 code for a protein of 2570 amino acids. Lineage: Eukaryota; Fungi; Ascomycota; Eurotiomycetes; Eurotiales; Aspergillaceae. Gene Ontology annotation, biological process: secondary metabolite biosynthetic process; fatty acid biosynthetic process. Gene Ontology annotation, molecular function: fatty acid synthase activity; 3-oxoacyl-[acyl-carrier-protein] synthase activity.